Seriola dumerili (greater amberjack) is the source of this 3648-nucleotide messenger RNA. RefSeq lists its product as uncharacterized. The record is from RefSeq and is a predicted model, not a curated record. Bases 18 to 2249 code for a protein of 743 amino acids. Gene Ontology annotation, cellular component: membrane; extracellular region. The transcript has 22 exons. Gene Ontology annotation, molecular function: lipid binding. Gene Ontology annotation, biological process: lipid transport; lipoprotein metabolic process. NCBI's taxonomy places the organism in Eukaryota, Metazoa, Chordata, Actinopteri, Carangiformes, Carangidae.
CCCAGGAUGAUUUGUCUAUGGAUGGCGAACUCUCUGCCAGCAGUGACAGUCUCAUAGAGAAGUCUUCAAAGGGUGGAGUCGCAGCAAAAAUCCUCAAGAAUCCUUUCACUUCCUCCUCCCAGGAAAAGGACAAGACUGAACACUCAGGAGACUCAAAUGAGAAUACCUCUUCCACAGAGAAGCCCAAAGCCAAGCAGAACGGUCUGAGUGCGAUGAUGAAGAACACGUUCUCCACUGACAGACAGCAGGAGAAGAAUGCUGACACUGAUGGUGAGGAGACAUUGGACAAUGGAGAGGGCCAGCCAGGUCACAAACAGAAUAAACUUGCUGAGGCAAUGACGAAGCUGAAUCCGUUUCGAUCUGCGAACAAAAGUGAGAAGCAGACAGGCUCUGAUGACGAGGAACCACCUGCAAGCAGUGACAAGUCAUCCGGAAACAAACAGAAAGACACUGAAGACACAGAGACGCUCAAGGAGAACGAGAAACAAGUGGAAGGGAAGCUGAAACCGGUCAAAAGCAACAUGAUCCAGCAAGAAAGGAAGGAAAGGAGUGAAACACCACUGGUCCCACCCAGACCAACUGAAGAGGAGAUGAAGAGGACGUCCACAUAUGACAAAGUGAAACCAAGAGGGACGGAGGAUAAUCAGGAUAAAAAGGACAUGAUCUCCAGACAGAAAAAAGAAAAGCCUGCAGAGACUCCUGUAGUUCCUACCAGACCAUCAGAAGAGGAGAUGAACAGAGCACCGACUCGUGGUCUGCAAAAGCAGAAGAACAACCAUCAGAAGCAGUCCGAUGACGAGGGACUCAAACAAGAUGAAUCUGCUGAAUCCAAAGAGGGAGACGAGGUGAACCCUCCUGAGAGCAAAACAACCAAGGUGAAAAAACACAAGCACCAUAACCCCUUUAUGCCACGUGCUGCAGCCAAGGCUGCAUCUGAUGAUGAACAGCUGAAAGAAGAAGAUGAAUCUUCAUCCAAAGAGGAAAACAAAGAUGAGGAGGACAAGGAUAAAAGAGAGGAGACCAAAGUCAAGAAACCUAAGCGGCACAAUCCCUUCAUGCCACGGGUCAAGGGCAAAGUUAUACAGAGGCAUACACAGGACGAAGCUGAGGGCAACAACGCAGAGAAUGAAGGUGGAAACAGGUCCUUGUUUGACCAGCUUGAGGACUUCCGUAUUGACCCAGUGCAGCCUGAAGAUGAUCAGGAUGUGGAUCUUAUGGAGUGGUGGAACACAGUGGAGCCAUGGGAAGACACGCCUCAAGAUGAUGAAAUGACAGAUAAAGAAGAGGCCAAGGCGUUUGCUUUGACGGCUGAAAAGGUGCAGAAGGGAAUCCGCGUCUUCAACAAACUGUUCUCAGAGCGCGCUGAGAGCCUCUGGCAGCAUGUCAUCGACCUCAACGGCAUUGCCGACGCCCUGGACAAGUUCAACAAGAACACGAAGAUCGCUCAAAUCACCGGUGGUUCCACCAGCGCCAUUGGGGGUGUUGCCACCAUCGCUGGCCUCGCUCUGGCCCCGGUCACCCUGGGUACCUCUUUGAUUGUGACGGCGGUGGGAUUGGGCGUAGCCGCGGCAGGCGGUCUGACAUCAGCCGGUGCUGGCAUCUCCAACCAGGUCAACAACUCAAUGGACCGCAAGAAGGUGGAGAAGAUCGUGGAGGACUACCAGGAGAAGAUAGUGGAUUUGAACAAGUGCCUGAAAUUCAUCAAGCAGGGUAUCGAAAACCUGCGCAAAUUUGACCUGCUCAAGAUGAAAAAACAUGCUUAUAAUCGUGACUUCCCAGCGCUCACUAGUAGUUUCUAUGAGGAUGGUGCCAUGGCGGGAAAAGCGAUCCUCAUCAAUGCCAAUGAGAUCAUGCGUGUGGUUCAGAUCGCCAAUGUGGCCGGCAGCACAGCAGCCAGAGCGGUCCAGAUUGCCAGUAUGGCCACAGGUGUGCUCACUGGACUCUUCGUAGGUAUGGACAUCUACUUUGUGGCUAAAGACUCCAAGGAACUGAAGAAAGGGGCCAAGUCAGAGUUCGCUGCCAAAAUCAGGGAGGUGGCAACGCAACUGCACGACGGUCUGGUUGAGCUCAACAGCAUACGAGAGGAGCUGCAGUCCACCACACCAGAGGGCAACAAAGACAAAGAUACAGCUGAUUUGGACAAUGACAAGAAAGAGAAAGAUGAUCAAUAUGAGAGUUCAGAUGAAGAUGAAAUCGACCGCAUUAAAAAAGCCAUCAAAAAGGACAUUGAGAACCGAGAAUAUGUUUGACCGAAAAAAAACAGUUCCCAGUGCAAAAAGUUUUUGAAAGUACCGACUCAAACUACAAUCAGAUGUAUUCUGAAUGUCCACAGAGGAGACUUCACUACAUACAGCUUUCUAAAGCCUCUGGCUUUCUCUUUUAGGGAACUGACUGCUUGAAAUCUGAUCAGCAUUAACACUACGGGGAGGAACUGGAGUUUUGUGGUAGAUAAAGUAUCAUAUGUUUCUCAGGCAGGUGUGCCAAUGCGUGAAAUUGCCAUGUUUUUUUUUUGUUUUUUUUUUAGAAAGUGGGAUUGAAGGAUUUAAAUAAAUCAUGUAUUAGUAUACUAAUACUGUUUUAGAUUAAUUAAAGAAAUAUGCACAAAGUAUUUUCUAGACUUAACCAUUUAGAUUUUAAAGUGUUGCUUAGUUUCGUCAAUGUUUAUUGGUUCAUAUUGAAACACUGGGGCUUUUACUGACCAGUUGUAGAGAUUGUGUAUACUCCUAGGGACAAGUGCCUUUAUUAUUUAUAAUGCCUUAGAAAUACACUGAUGCAGCGUAGCAGGGUCUGAUUCCUUGAGUUGUUAUUUGGGUGUCAGGGCUGCAGUGAAACCAUUUCCUGACAUCAUAUGGGUUGCAUCAACUGUUCAUUAGUCAAUCACUGAUUUCGAGUGCUAAGUCCUUAGUCCUUGCUAGCUACAAGCGAGUGCAAAGCCAGUGAUUCGCUAAAUUGGGUUGUGCCAUUAAAACUUACAGAGUGGGGGUGCCCCGGUGGCUCACAUGGUAGAGCGCGUACCAUGAAGGCUUAGUCCUAACUGCGGUGGCCCGGGUUGUGUUUUCUCCUAGUUCACGUUAUUAUUAAACAGCAUUUUGAUCAAGUGUGAAGUCAGAUAUAUCUCCUAUAUUCUACAUUACUUCUGAAACCUUUCAGUCUAAACACGGUCAUAUUAGGAAGCUUUGUUCUGUUAGCUAGGCAACAGUAACACCUGCAGCCACUUGGUGUUAGUGUUAAGUUGUAACUAAUCCAUACAUGAGAAAGAAUUUUGUGGGGCAGUGUGUUUUAAUUUAGUCAUGUUCAUGUCAUGUUCUUUGUACACAAAGUAAAAUAAUUAAACAAGCUCCCAAGCACAUGUUGGUGCAACUGGCUAAGCCAUUGGUUUUGUAUCAUGUUUUCUGUUAUAUUAGAUGCUUUCCAGGUGUAAAAAAGAUCCUUAUUAGAUGACUGGAAUGACACUGUAAAGAAACCAGCCAGUACUGACUCAACCUUUAUUAGAGCAAGCUCCGACGAUGAAUGAUUAAUGAACUUCAUAUUUAUUUUUCUGUCUUAUUCUGGGUUGAACUGGUUAUUCGGUGACACUUUUUUAUGUGCAAUAAUACUGUAGAACUUCAUGUGUAAGAAAUGUAAAAUGUAAAAAUUGUCAUUAAAAAG